Messenger RNA from Alligator sinensis (Chinese alligator), 2041 nucleotides. RefSeq names its product progestin and adipoQ receptor family member 9 (gene PAQR9). The transcript has a single exon. NCBI's taxonomy places the organism in Eukaryota, Metazoa, Chordata, Crocodylia, Alligatoridae. The annotation marks the transcript as partial. The record is from RefSeq and is a predicted model, not a curated record. Gene Ontology annotation, molecular function: signaling receptor activity. Gene Ontology annotation, cellular component: membrane.
UGCCGCCUGCUGCUGCUGCGCGGCGCGGCCGAGCUGCCCUUCCACCACCCCGCGCUGCUGCCGCUCUGGUGCUACGCCUCGGGGGUCGUGCUCACCUUCGCCAUGAGCUGCACUGCCCAUGUGUUCAGCUGCCUGUCGCUGCGCCUGCGCGCCGCCUUCUUCUACCUGGACUACGCCUCCAUCAGCUACUACGGCUUCGCCAGCACUGUGGCCUACUCCUACUACCUGCUGCCCCGCCUGCGGCUGCUGGACGCCCGGGCGCUGAGCCGCUACCUGCAGCAGCACCUGGGCUGGUAUGUGGACUGCAGCCUGCCACUGGCUCUCUACAGCUCGCUGGUGCUGCCCGUGGCCUUUGUGCUGGCCGUCACGUGCACCGUGGCCUGCUGCCAGAGCCGCUCCGAGUGCUGCGCCUAUCCUUUCGCCAUCCGCACCUUUGUCUUCGCCAUGCCGCUCAGCAUGGCCUGCCCCAUCAUGCUAGAGAGCUUCCUCUUUGACCUGCGGGCGCACAACCCCACGCUCUUCGUCUACUUCUACCGCCGCUACUUCUGGCUGCUGGUGGCCGCCUUCUUCAAUGUCAGCAAGAUCCCUGAGCGCAUCCAGCCGGGCCGCUUUGACAUCGUGGGCCACAGCCACCAGCUCUUCCACAUCUUCACUUUCCUCAGCAUCUACGACCAGAUGCACUAUGUGGAGGAGGGGCUGCUCAACUUCCUUAAGGCGCCACCCACUACUCCCACCUACCUGGGCACCGUGGGCUACAUGCUGCUCCUCAUACUCUGCCUGGGGAUGGUCAUCAGGAAAUUCCUGAAUGUGGCAGAUCUCUGCAAGCAGGACUAGUCGGGCCAGAUAUUCUCCUUGCCCUUCUUCCUAGUUCUGCUGUUCUGAGAAGAUGCUGCAAACCUGAGGUGAAACCCAUUGGCAAAAGAGCCCACCCCCUUCCAAGAGGAGGUCUCAAGAGGAAACCACCAGUUGCGGACCUGCUAGAAAACUCCUGCUACCAUUUAAACCACUAGGCCUUGAGAGGAAGCGAUCAAGCCCUGCUGUUUAACAACCUGCUGCUGCUGCCUUGCUUUUAGGGUACGAGCAGAACCUGUGUAGCACUACUGUUCAGUCUACUAGGAAACAAUAAAAUGCAUGGACUGUGAAUGCCACUUACUAACUUCAGGCCAGCUAGUCUGGUUAGGAGAUGUUAUUUAAAUUAGCAAUAUAUGCACAUGCAAUGAGUAUUAGUAGGUUUUUAACCAACUCCUAUGUGGAAUUCCCUAUCAGAUUAUGCACUGACAUUUUUCUUCUGUGCUACUGGAGUACCUCUUUGAGGUUAUGAGCACUGAAACUGGAUUUUAAAUGCAAACAAACUGACAGCUCUCUGUAGCUUUUGUGGUAUUAUAGCCUCUGUGGCUAGUGAACUCAGUUGAGUGGACACUACUGUUAGGAUUUUACAGAGAGAGGGGUAAAAAAUAUGAAUGACGGAGUUGUAAUCUAAUCAAGGAUGUCUGGUCAAUUGUAAGAGUGAAGGUUGAGUGGCUGAUGUUGGCAUUCAAGUCCAAAGUGAAAAUCUAGAGCCAGGUCCUUAGCUGGUGUGGUUUGGCACAGUGCCAUUUUGAAGUCAUUGCACCAGCAAGGGAUCAAACCUAUGUAGUCAAAACCCAGUUGCCCUACUCACACAAAGCACUGAAUGUAAGGAGAGUAGGUUUUGGCCUACAGGCCUUCAACCCUACUUGUUUUGUUUUGUUUUGUUUUGUUUUGUUUUGUUUUUUUUAAUUAUGAAGUGUAUAGAUCUGACUUUUGCUCUUGAACUGGAGCAGUCAGGUACUGCCAUCCUGCAACUACUUACAGAAUAAGGUACUAUGGAACAUGAGUACAGGAGGCAGAAUCUGGCUCUCUGUGAACACUAGGUAUUAUUAGUUUGAUAUCCUUCUGCAUUUUCCUAAUUCAGUAUGCUGCUGCAGCAGCUGGGUGUUUUUGAAGCCCUACCUAUGGGGCUGUGCCCUAGGCUGCAGAGGAUCUGGAGGCUGGACUUUCCUUGAGUCGUCAUAUUUUGCCU